Messenger RNA from Trichobilharzia szidati, 2742 nucleotides. Lineage: Eukaryota; Metazoa; Platyhelminthes; Trematoda; Strigeidida; Schistosomatidae. The record is from the annotation of a GenBank genome assembly.
AUGGUUGGCGUAGAUUCGGAACAAGAAGAAGAACGUCGAUCUACUCAUCAAAGUAAUCUUGAUGAAGACGACUUGAAUGAGGAAGCAAAUGACUUGAAAAAAGCAAUUAUACUAAAACCAGGUGAUAAAUUUCUUGGAAUAUCAACCAAUCCUGAAUUGUAUGAAGCACAAAGUGUUAGUCGUAUUGAAGAUAUACCUGAUGAUGUACAAGAAGGCGUUGAACGUAGUCUAUCAGAUCUUGUUAGAGAUAGAAUUUAUCUAACAGAUUUUGAUCCAGACUUUCAUUGGAACUCUUCACAUGAAGAAUUUGUUGAAAAUGAAUUUGCUAGUGGUGAACACAACCUACUUAUCUGCUACAUGAUACACAAAGAUGAGCUGAAACUAGAAUUUGAAGUACCAAGAUUUUGGUGUAGUGAAAUUAAUUAUUUCAUUUUCACACCAGGUGUGAAUGGGGAGAAAGUGACUGUUGAUAAUUUUGAUUUACGCAUACAAUUUGGUAGUAUAUCAGGUUCAGCUAUACAACGUUUACUCAGCGUCAUGUCAGCGGUAUUUGCACCAAAUCUAUUCGCCAAUACAACAUGGCCAGAUAGUAUACAUAAUGAUUUUGCAUUACAAUUACAACGCUUCAUGUCAUCACUGACCGAUGCCAGAUGGAAAUUAGAAAAUAAAACUGUACUAUACAUGCCUACAGAAGGUUUAGACUUAUUACCAGAAAUAGCAGCUAAAAAUAAAGAACUAGUGAAUAGAUUUGAAAUGAUCAUUAUUCACUGGACAAGACAAAUUAAAACUGUUCUAAAUUCACAGAAUGUAAUUGAUGAAAUUGAAGGCACUGGUCCAUUAGAUGAAAUUGAAUUUUGGCGGAAUCGUUGUGAAGAUUUAACAGGAAUUAGUCUACAGUUGGAUAGACCAACUAUCAAGCAUAUAACAGAGAUUUCAACAAUUGCAAAAUCAACCUACAUUACAGCUUUUUUAAAAUUAGCUGAUGAAAUUAAAUCUAAUACGCUACAAGCACAGAGUAAUUUGAAAUUUUUGGAUACAAUUAAAGAAAUCUGUCAUCAUUUAGCUGAAUCGAAACCAGUUGAUAUUCCUCCCAAGCUACCACGUCUUAUCAAUACAAUACGUAUGAUAUGGACUAAUUCAAAGCAUUAUAAUGAUAAAGAAGCUAUAACAGGAUUAUUUCGUAAAUUAUCUAAUGAAAUUAUAUCAAGAUGUUGUAGUGUUAUUUCACUUGAUGAUAUAUUCAAUGGAAAAGUUAUCUCCGCUUCAGUAAAUUUACAUCAUUGUAUUAAUUGUUGUGAAGAAUAUAAGCAGAUUUAUGAUCGAUUACAGUUGAUGCAUUCACGGAAUUCACCAAAACCAUGGGAUGCACAAAGGAGUAGUAUAUUUGCACAAGUUGAUGCAUUUAUACAAAGAUGUCGUGAUCUUUUGGAAAUAUGUGAAUGUCAAAAACAUUUUGGUCGAUAUGAAGAAGGCAAUAAAACAAUUAUGCCAAUAUUUCAAGGAAUUCGUGGUCCAGAAGUAGAAAUUCUUUUAACAACAAUUGAACAAAUGUUUGCUAAAUUAAUGAAUAAUUUAUUUGAAAAACGUCAUUAUAUCUUAGAUGUGAAGGCUACAUCAUGGCAUGAUGAUUAUAAUCGUUUUAGGAUAGGCAUAAAAGAUUUAGAAGUAAUGAUGCAAAAUGCAAUAAAUACAGCAUUUGAAACUGUUACAACUAUACAACAAGGCGUUGAAGUAUUGGAUAUAUUUGCCCAUCUUCAUCAUCGUGAGACUAUACGGAGAACUAUUGAUAGCAAAACAAACGAACUGAUAACUCGUUUUGGCAAUUGUUUAAAUCAAGUUAAAAAAGAAAUGUCUCAACGCGUCUACACUGGUAUACCACUACCAACUGAAGCAUACUACAGUGGGCAAGCUAUCUACUGGAGAUUCUUACGACGUAGAUUAGAAAAGGAUAUGUUGGCUAUGGACCAAGCAUUUUUCUUGCCAUUAUUUGAAGCUGGUUUAGGAGAUCAUCGUCAACAGUAUACACAGACUUCUGGAGCUUUAGAAGAUUUGACUAGGAAGACAUUUAACGAAUUCCUAACAACUAUUGAACCAGAUCCAUUAAAAUGUCUUGAAUCAUCCGUAUUAGUACGUAGUCAACUGCAACCUGGUAUGCUUGAACCAAAUUUCAGUGGUAUAGCACUUAAAUUGCUCAAUGAAUUACACCAUUGGAUUCGACUUGGCUUUGAACUACCACCAAAUGCAGCUGAUGCUUAUCGACGCAGAUCAGAAUUACAUUAUUUGCAUGAUCUUAUAUUAGUUGUUGUUCGAGAUUAUAAUCGUAUUAUAAAUUCAUUGAAUGAAGAUGAACGUGCAUUGUUUAGAGAACGUAUAAAAAUUUUGGAUAAAAAAAUGACACCAGGUUUAAUAAAAUUACACUGGGCUGUUAAAGGUCUAGUUGAAAUGUUUGUUAAUGAUUUUCGUUCACAAGCCUAUAAAUUACAAGUGAAAGUUGAUGAAUACAAAUCAGCUAAUGCAAAUAUUAAAGAUAAUUGUGAACAAAUAGCUCAAACAUUAUUGAUUAAACUAGAACCAAAUCGUGUUUAUGAAAAUACAGAAUUUGAUGACUGUCAGUCUGAACAUAGAAGAAUAACAAAAGAAAAACUUAUUGCGAUGCAUGAAGAAAUUGUUGAAAAAUUGCGUGAAGUGAAAGAAACAUUUGUUUCUGAAAGUGCUGAUAUUCAAAUGCAUUGGACAAAGUAA